AUGGCACAGCCGGGGAUAACAGGGAGAACACAUACCAAAUUGGUAGGUGCCCCGGACUAUGACGACCCCGAAUUCUGGGACUCUCGAUUGCGACCGGCUCUUCUGGACGUGGUCCUGUCCGACUUGGAUAGUCGUCCCGGCUUCCAAGGCGCACCGCGUGUCUUACACUUGGGCCCCGGCGUUUCACAACUGGGCGUCAAGCUCCGGGAUGCCUGUACGGAGCGGCAAUGGAUGGGGAACGGAAUUGUCAAUGUUGAUUUCUCUACCGAAGCCGUUCGACUUGGCCAAGAAGCUGAACGACAACAAGCUCCCCACAGGGCCAUGCAUUGGCUACGCGCCAACUUGCUUUCCUGGGACCAUGUGUCCACUCUGACUCCCUUUGCGCCCUUUGAUGUAAUUCUGGACAAAAGCACGAGCGAUGCGAUCGCCACUUUCAGCGAUCAAAGGAUCUCGACCGAAGAUGAUCGGUCCUGCAUUUGUCCUACAGUGCGACCGUUUCUCUCUAGCGAACGCACCGUCACCUUGUCUCCGGUCGAAGCGCUCGCCCUGCACCUUGUGCCAUUGACGCAAUCGAGCACCACAUGGAUCGCGCUUUCAUACUCGACCUUCCGAUUUGACAGUCUACCCUUUCUUGCCAAAUACUGGUCAGCGCGCUCGCGAACGCCACUGAAAGCGCCCCCCGGCCACGUCUCCUCCUCGGCCCAUACCCCGGAGGUUUUCCACUGGGUGUAUAUUAUGGACCGCAAGUAG
This is a messenger RNA of Penicillium maclennaniae, 750 nucleotides long. RefSeq lists its product as uncharacterized. Lineage: Eukaryota; Fungi; Ascomycota; Eurotiomycetes; Eurotiales; Aspergillaceae. The record is from RefSeq and is a predicted model, not a curated record. The coding region runs from base 1 to 750 and encodes 249 amino acids. The transcript is spliced from 3 exons.